Molecule: messenger RNA, 1041 nt
Organism: Corylus avellana
Lineage: Eukaryota; Viridiplantae; Streptophyta; Magnoliopsida; Fagales; Betulaceae
Source: RefSeq, a predicted model, not a curated record
AAAAGAAUGGCUGUUAUUUCCUUUGAUCCAAGGUUUAACCACCAAGUUGGCAAGAACAAUAACCAACAUGAAGGAGUCGUUGAAGAGAUUGAAGGUCUCAUUAGAGUUUAUAUAGACGGACACGUCGAAAGGCCUCCAAUUGUCUCUAUUGUCCCCUGCACCAUGUCAUUAGAGCGUGGUGUUACAGCAAAAGAUGUUGUGAUCGAUAAGUGCACCGGCCUAUGGGCACGCAUGUAUUUUCCAAGCUGUCUUGGCAAGCUUCCAUUGCUUGUUUUUUUUCAUGGAGGUGGAUUUUGUAUCGGCUCUGCUGCUUGGAGCUGUUACAACGAGUUUUUGUCCAACCUUGCUUCCAAAGCAAAUUGCGUGAUCAUCUCUCUAAAUUAUCAUUUAGCCCCUGAGAACCGUCUCCCUGCUGCAUAUGAAGAUGGUCUCAACACUCUUAUGUGGGUGAAACAGCAAGCUCUAAGUGGCUCUAGGGAGCACAAAUGGUGGCUGAAGCAUUGCAAUCUUUCCAGCGUGUACCUAGCUGGUGACAGUGCAGGGGCCAACAUAGCUUACAAUGUGGCCAAUCGGCUAGGGACAAGUGGCACCUCCGAAUCCACCAGUAUAAGGCCAUUAUGUCUCAAAGGUAUGAUCUUGAUCCAACCUUUUUUUGGAGGAGAGGGACGAACUUGGUCAGAAAAGCAUAUCGAUCAACCGCCUAAUUCAGCGCUAACCCUAUCGAUUUCCGACACAUAUUGGCGUUUAUCCCUGCCUUCAGGGGCGAACCAGGACCAUCCAUGGUGCAACCCUCUCGCAAAUGGCGCGGACAAGUUGCGUGAUUUAAGGCUUCCAACCACAAUGGUGUGCAUAUCAGAGAUGGAUAUGCUGAAGGAUCGAAACUUGGAAUUUUGCAACGCCUUGAGUAGCGUGGGGAAGAGGGUGGAAACAGUGAUGCACAAAGGCGUAGGGCAUUCGUUUCAAAUUCUGCAUAACUCUCCGCUCUCUCAACCUCGACUCCAUGAGAUGAUGUCUCAAAUCAAGGCCUUCAUCAAUGAAUAA